AUGAAAGCCGACACAAACGAAAAGAGCACCGACCAAGAGCUCGCUCAAGCCUCAUCCAUCAACAUCCGCCACCAGACGGAUGACAAGCCCUUCACCGUGUGGACGGCCAUGGGCAUCGGCCACUCUAUCACCAACACGGCCGUCGGCAUCAUCGUCGGCCUCUCGGGCGGCCUUGCCUUUGGCGGCCCGCCCGUCUUCUUUUACGGCUUCCUGCUCAUGGCCGUCAUCGGCUUCUUCGUUGCUAUCAGCCUCGGCGAGUUGGCUUCUGCAUUCCCGCAUUCCGGGGGCCAGUAUUUCUGGGUUGCUACGCUUGCGCCGCCGUCGUGCCGGCGCUUUUUGUCGUAUAUUGUUGGCAUCGUCGGCUGGGCGAGCGCGCUAUGCGUCACUGCAUCCGUGUGUCUCGUCGUCACCGUCGGUAUCUUCAGUAUGGUCACCCUCGCGAACCCGAGCUUCGAGUAUAAACCUUGGAUGGGCUUCGUUGGCUAUCAGGUCGUCAACCUGCUUGCCUUUGGCUUCAAUGUCUUCGAGCGAGUCUUGCCGUGGGUCAGCAAAACGUUGCUUUUCUAUACGUGCACGUUAAUCUUGGCUGUCAUCAUUGCUCUACUCGCGGGCCGGUCCGAGAAACAGACAGCACAGAGCUUCUUUGUCGAUAUAUACAAUAUCUCUGGGUGGCCGAAUGGAGUUGCCUUUUUCAUUGGGCUGAAUCCGUUGAACUGGUCGUUCUCAUGCCUCGACGCUGUCGUCCAUCUCGCUGAUGAAAUACCCCAGCCUCGCAAGAAUAUCCCCAUGGCCCUUCUCUGCACCGUCGCAUUGGGAACUUUCACAGGGCUACCCACCGUCUUUGCGCUUCUCUUUGCAGCCACCAACUUGGAUGCCGUCGUUGCGUCGGGAACGCCCUCCCUCGAGAUCUUCUACCAGGUGUACAACAGCAACGCCGCCGCGAUUGCCCUGCAGAGUGUCGUGACCGUCUCAGCAGCCGGUGCUAUCAUUGGUUGCCAUACUUGGCAGUCUCGGAUCGCGUGGGCCUUUAGUCGAGAUAAGGGGUUUCCGUUCCACAGUCAUCUUAGCCAGAUAGCUCCGGCUCCCUUCCAUGUGCCCUUUUGGGCGCAUGUUUGGUCGUCUGUGUGGAUUGCCAUCCUUGGCUGUCUGUACCUCGCAUCUACUCUGGCAUUUAACUCGUUGGUUGCAGCAGGUAUUUUGCUGCAGUACCUUACCUACUCUGCGAGCAUCGCAUGUUUACUGUGGACCGGCCGCUCUAACAUUUCCCCUGGGCCGUUCUGGUAUCCCAAGUUGGGCUACGUCGCCAACUUUGUUGUCAUCGCUUGGACUCUGAUUGCUCUUUGUUUCUACUCGUUUCCUUACUAUCUCCCGGUAGCAGCUGACCAGAUGAACUACGUGUCGUGCGUGCUGCUCGGGGUGGUUCUGUAUGCUCUCGCGUAUUGGGUUUUGUUCGGGAGGAAGCAGUAUACCAUGCCCGAGCCCCAACAAUACGAUUAA
Ilyonectria robusta is the source of this 1497-nucleotide messenger RNA. RefSeq names its product amino acid/polyamine transporter I. The record is from RefSeq and is a predicted model, not a curated record. Lineage: Eukaryota; Fungi; Ascomycota; Sordariomycetes; Hypocreales; Nectriaceae. Gene Ontology annotation, biological process: transmembrane transport; amino acid transport. The transcript has a single exon. The coding region runs from base 1 to 1497 and encodes 498 amino acids. Gene Ontology annotation, molecular function: transmembrane transporter activity. Gene Ontology annotation, cellular component: membrane.